Messenger RNA from Candidozyma auris, 1533 nucleotides. RefSeq lists its product as uncharacterized. Gene Ontology annotation, biological process: zinc ion transmembrane transport. The record is from RefSeq and is a predicted model, not a curated record. Bases 1 to 1533 code for a protein of 510 amino acids. Gene Ontology annotation, cellular component: plasma membrane. Gene Ontology annotation, molecular function: zinc ion transmembrane transporter activity. The transcript has 2 exons. NCBI's taxonomy places the organism in Eukaryota, Fungi, Ascomycota, Pichiomycetes, Serinales, Metschnikowiaceae.
AUGGAGGCAGCGACAGAAAGACCCGAGAAGAGCAAGGCAGACUUGAACAACAUAGCGAGUGGGGGGUUGCUUGCGACGGCCGAUGCGCCUAGCUCGUACACUGGAUGUCAUCUUCACGGUUCAGAGACUUUCUGUUUAAACGGUCAAAACGAGGCUCAGUUUGUGGUUGAGACUGCCCAGGCGACUUCUGGUAGCGCUUCUGCGUCAAUCACCAGUGCCACCGCCAGCUCCAGCUCUGUGGCUGCUCAGACCACCGCUGUCACGGGCUGCCAUAACCACGGCUCUAAUCUUUUCUGCAUUGAUGGAAAUGGCAACGAAGGUCAGAUCACGCCUGCUCCAUCGGGAACUGCCGCUCCUGAGAGCUUCACCGGCUGCCACAACCACGGUACCGAAACAUUUUGUUUGGAUGAGGCUGGACUGGAAGUUCAAUUUGUUAACGAGGAAGAUGUGGGUUCUCACGACCCUGCCGACGUGGACAACCCGGAAAUGGACUGCCACUACCACGCUGGUGUUCCUCACUGUAUUCCCAAGGGAGGAAGUGACACGUUUGGUGCUCAGGCUCAGUCUUGUGACCGUAACGAGGCCGAAUACAAGAUCCCAUUGAGAAUCGGUCUUCUUUUCGCCAUUCUUGCCACCGACUGCAUUGGUGUGUUUCUCCCCUUCUUCGUCCACAGAUUCUUCAACAGCCACAUGGAUGGUGUCAUUGUCACUUUGUUCAAGCAGUUUGGUACUGGUGUUAUUCUUUCCACCGCUCUUGUUCAUUUGAUGACCCACGCCAUGUUGAUGUGGAACAACUCGUGUAUCACUUUGAAAUACGAGUCCACUGCCACAUCUAUCACCAUGGCGGGCCUUUUCAUCGGUUUCCUCAUUGAGUACUUGAUGUCGAGAAUCUUGAACAGCAGAGUCGAGAAACUCAAGAGUGCUGCAGGUGCCCAAGUUAGCUCUGAAGAGGAGGGCAGAUCGUCGGAAGAUGAGAAAGUUGCUCGUGAAAACAAUGGUCACGAGCACACUAGCCACGACCACCAUGACCUUGACAUUGCUGCCAAACAGGAUAAGACUGCCGUGUCUCUUUUGGAAGCUGGUAUUGUUUUCCAUUCCGUUCUUAUUGGUAUCACUUUAGUUGUCACCCCUGACAAGGACGGUGCUUUCAUCACAUUAUUUAUCGUUAUCAUCUUCCACCAAGCUUUUGAGGGUGUUGCUUUGGGUACCAGAAUCGCUGAGUUGCAGAAGGUCAACAUAUGGAUUAAGAUUUUGAUGGGUUUGAUAUUUGCCAUCACUACUCCUCUUGGUAUGGCCAUCGGUACUGGUGUGUUGCAAAAAUUCAAUGGUAAUGACCCAAGCACCAUCAUUGCCUUGGGAACCUUGGACUCCUUCUCUGCUGGUAUUCUCUUGUGGGUUGGUCUCAUUGAGAUGUUGUCUCAUGACUGGCUCCAUGGUAGCCUUGUUCGUGCCUCCUGGCUCAAGGUGGCCAUCGGCCUCUUUGGCUUGGUUGCUGGUAUGAUCUUGAUGAGUUUCAUCGGUAAAUGGGCAUAG